Molecule: messenger RNA, 2705 nt
Organism: Thrips palmi
Lineage: Eukaryota; Metazoa; Arthropoda; Insecta; Thysanoptera; Thripidae
Exons: 4
Coding region: 133-1818 (561 amino acids)
Biological process (GO): regulation of transcription by RNA polymerase II
Cellular component (GO): nucleus; transcription regulator complex
Molecular function (GO): DNA binding
Source: RefSeq, a predicted model, not a curated record
GCGCCGCCAUCCGGCGUCCGCCGAGCGCCCCGGCGCCCGCGUCGGACAUCGCCCGCUUCCUGGCAACUUGACGUCUUGACUUGAACUUGUUGGUUGAGUGACUUGGCCAAGUGUGUGCACAUCAGCUGGCGCAUGUCCAUCAGGGGCGACGCCGGUGCCGGUGCGCCUGAGAGGUCCGCCGCCGACAGCGAGGAGCCGACGGACCCGCCGCUGUCCGAGACGCCACCGACGGAGGCGUCUACUGCCGAGGCGACGCCGGCGACGCCGUCUCCCGGCGACGAAGCGGACGCUGACGACAGCGGCGGAUCGACAACGACUACUCCUGUCCGCGCCGACUACGCCGUCGGUCGGAGGGGCCCGCGGGGGCGCAGGCGAUCUCGAGGGCGUUCUCUGGACGCUCCUCCUUCUCCCAAGACGAGGAAGCGAAAAACAUCCACCAUUCCAGACGGCGAGUGGCUCCCGGGCACGUGGCCCGCGGGGCACGGCGGCGGCAGCGUGACCAGCGUCGGCGUGGGGGUGGGCGUCAUGGAGACGGAACAACUCAUCUCGGAGAUCGAGCGGCGGCCCGGCAUCUACGACUCGGGCUGUCCACAGUACCAGGACCGCGUGGCCAAAUGGACGCUGUGGUGCGAGGUCUGCGAGAUCAUGACCCCGCGCUGGCACCACCUCGACGAAGACCGCAAGGCCGCAAGGGUGAAAGAACUACAGAAAAGGUGGAAGUCGUUACGGGACUCCUUCAUGAAGGAACUGAAGCUACAGCGAGAAAUACAGCGCACCGGCCAAAUAGCCAACAGGAAAAAAUACGUGUUCUUCGACCAGAUGACGUUCCUGAUGCCCUGCCUUGAAGCAAGGGGGUCCACGCGCUCUGUCGGCGGCCUCGUCCUUCGGGAGGUGGACCCCUACGAGUCCGAGACGGACAGCUCCAAGGCGGAGCGUGACGGCGGCGACGCGGCGGACGCCAACGAGUGCCAAUCGGACGACGCGCCCGUCAACCUGAGCACCGCGAACGGCAGCGGUGUGCCUUCCCUCUCCGGCCUCGGCAGCCUGAGUGGCCUCGCCGGCCUCGGCGGUCUGAGCGCGCUGGCCAGCCUGGGGACGCACAGCGUGCUGGGCUCCGUGGCCACGACGGCCACCACGUCGGGUAGCGGCGGCGCCGGUUCGCAGUCGGACGAAGAAGCCUCCAAGCCGGCGCACCUGCUGACCACGGCCACGACCACCACAACCAGCGCGAACAGCGUGUGCGCGGCGUACGAGACCGGCCGCACCAAGUACAGGCCGGCCGCGUCGUCCGUGGGCCAGCCCGAGUGGAAGCGGCGGCGGUCCGGCACGCCGCUGGCCCCGUUGGGCGUCGGCAUGUCGUACGACGACGACGAGGACGACCCGGACGGCGACCGCCUGUUCAUGCUGUCGCUGGUGCCGUCUCUGCGGAACCUGCGCGGCGCGGCCAAGUCAGCGCUGAAGAUCGAGCUGGCCCAGCUGGUGCACAAGACGCUGUACGAGCCGGACGACGCGUUGGCCGACUCCAUGACGGAGUCCCUGGCGCCGGUCGUGAGUCUGGCCGAAGGCAGCCCCGCGUCCUCUACGCAGUCCGAGUGCGGCGCGUGCGGCACCAGCAAGUGCACCUGCCGCACGAAGAUGUCAUCGGCCACCUCCAACAACCACCCCGUGCCGCUGGCGCUUCCCCUGCCGCUGCCCCUCACCCUGCCGCUGCCCCUGUCGCGAGGCAUGCACAGCCCCAAGCGGGCGCGCCUCGGCAUUGGCGGCCUGGGGCUCGACUUCAGCAACUUCAACGGGCACAGCAAGGUGCACGGCGUCUGAGCCGGAGCGUAGGGCGUAGGGACGUAGGGCGUACGGCAAACCGGUACACUGGCGCCGCUUGAGUUUUUCUUUUCACCCACCUGUGGCUGUGGCUUCGGAAAAGAAACAGGGCGUGGAAUUGUUGUUUCAACCCGGAGCGGCGUGUAGAAUGCCUCGGAAACGUGUUGGACGUCCUGGCUUCAAAUCCCCCUCAUUUUUCCUCUUGAAUAUUGCACUGACUGUACACGUUGCAGACGCAUCUGUCUGUUCCACUUCCCUUAGGUUUUGGAUACGGCUUGCUAACCCUGUUGUCGACUAGCCCAUCUUUGGUUUUUAGCUAAAACCCAUUUUUUACUCCGCGAAAGGGAAAACUCAAUUGGUAGAUGGACAGUUUCCUGGUUGGCUUUCUUAGAUUUUCUGUUGAUCUCAUUGAGGCGCGCGGCGGCGCGAGGGGGCCUUACUUGUCUUAACGACCACACCUGUGUGAUAUAUGUGAUGUGUACUUUGUUUACUUGUUAUAGUUUGUAAAUUAUUACGGAUACUGGAAAUAGGGCAUCCCGACUUGCCACCAUGUUGCGAUUCAAGAAUAAUUUUCAUACAAAGUAGUAGAACUAUUUCCCUAGGUGUUCUCCUUGCUUAGAACCAUAUAUCAUAGUUACCAUAAAGUUUUGUUAUUUUUUUUAAAUGACAGACAAAAAGCUUUCUAUUCGAGCAGGAAUUUGAAGAAUAAAUUGUAACUUCUUGCAUAAGAUAGUUGUAAGAUAGAUGAAAUCUCACCCAGUAGACAACGCUGUUAAGAAAAAGAAUACGACAUUUCUGUGGAAUAAUAAUUAUUGUUUACUGUUUAUAUACCUGACUGUACAAAAAGAAGGAAACCUUGUAUAGAUAUUAAAGUUGACAUUUUCCCA